Molecule: messenger RNA, 1152 nt
Organism: Oryctolagus cuniculus (rabbit)
Lineage: Eukaryota; Metazoa; Chordata; Mammalia; Lagomorpha; Leporidae
Source: RefSeq, a predicted model, not a curated record
CACUCGGAGCGGUACGGGGCGGGGCCGAGCGCGCCCAGCCUCGGGUUGCCACCCUGGUGGUGUGGGCUCGCUUGUCAGUCCGACCAAGAACCGCCGGACUGAACAGCCUAAAGGAAAGGGUGACUUAUUUAGGACGCCAGUCCCUUGCGGAACCUUUCGAUGCCGGAACCAAUGUGUUGCAGCGCGCUGCCGACAGGCGAACUGUUUUGGUGAAGGACGACCAGUUCUCAGAGGAGGGUCGACUGGUGCAGUUCCGGUGGGAAAGCGCGGCAGCGAGGUGCUCGGCUUCAGCGCGAUAUGAACAGACAGAAUUUUCGACCCCCGACUCCUCCUUAUCCCGGCCCGGGUGUCGGAAGUUGGGGUAGCGGGAGCAGCUUCCGGGGUACUCCGGGCGGUGGCGGACCGCGGCCGCCCUCCCCUCGGGACGGGUACGGGAGCCCGCACCACACGCCGCCGUACGGGCCCCGAUCUAGGCCUUACGGGAGCGGCCACUCUCCGCGACACGGCGGCAGCUUCUCGGGGGGCCGUUUCGGGUCUCCGUCUCCUGGCGGCUACCCUGGCUCCUACUCCAAGUCCCCCGCGGGGUCCCAGCAGCAAUUCGGCUACUCCCCAGGGCAGCAGCAGACCCACCCCCAGGGUUCUCCAAGGACAUCUACACCAUUUGGAUCAGGGCGUGGUAGAGAAAAAAGAAUGUCUAAUGACUUGGAAAAUUAUUUCAAGCCUUCAAUGCUUGAAGACCCUUGGGCUGGCCUAGAACCAGUAUCUGUAGUGGAUAUAAGCCAUCAGUACAGCAAUACUCAAACAUUCACAGGCAAAAAAGGAAGAUACUUUUGUUAAUAUUUGUGAAAUUCAUCUGGAAGCUUCAAGUGUCAGGAACAUCUUGGACAAAACUUUUACUUGUGUAAUUAAGUUGAACCCAAUGAUGAUGACUUUGAAUAACUAUAGAGCCUUCUUGAUAUUUUGCAUCAUAUCAAGCAUUAUUGGUAUUAGAGCAGAAGACAGGCUAAUUUUCAGAAUUUAGCUCUCUGGAAGUAUCUACCACAUUUUAGAAGAUUUACAGUUUCCAUAGACUUAAUAUUCCUGGUUAAAUAAUGGACAUUUGUCUUUUAAUGUUUUUCCAGUGUUUCAAAAUAAAAUAUUUUGUAUUUCUAA